This is a messenger RNA of Didymodactylos carnosus, 1140 nucleotides long. The record is from the annotation of a GenBank genome assembly. NCBI's taxonomy places the organism in Eukaryota, Metazoa, Rotifera, Eurotatoria, Philodinida, Philodinidae.
AUGGGCUUUUCAACGCCGAGUAAAAUUCAAGAGUUAACACUACCAUAUUUACUUGACGCAUCACCAAGAAAUAUCAUAGCUCAGUCGCAAAGUGGAACUGGAAAAACAGCAGCAUUUAGUUUAGCAACGUUAUCUCGAAUUAAUCCAAAUGUGAAAUCUGUUCAAGCAUUAAUAUUGGCACCAACAUUUGAGUUAGCAUUACAAAUUGGUUCUGUCAUUGAGAAUAUGGCCAGAUUUAUGCCACAUAUUCGGAUAGCGUAUGCUGUACGUGAUGCUAAUAUAUCAAAGAGAGGUCAGUUGGUACGAAAUCAACUAUUAGAAGAAAAUAUUGUCAUCGGAACACCAGGCACAGUUGAAGAAUAUUGUCGAAAAAAACGUGUUAUUGAUUUAAAAAAACUGUCGAUGUGUGUUGUUGAUGAAGCCGAUAUAAUGAUAUCAACACAAGGUUUUCAAGAAAUGUGCGUAAAUUUAGUCGAUGGGCUGGAUCGUACGCAAUGUCAAAUGAUGUUAUUCUCAGCUACGUAUUCGGACGAAGUGAUGGAUUUUGCCAAUAAUAUUAUCAGAAAUGCAAUUGUAUUACGUUUAAAACGAGAAAAGCAAACAUUAACGAAUAUUUGUCAAUAUUUUAUUCGAUGUGAUAAUAAAGAAGAUAAAUAUGAGGCAAUCAGACAGAUUUAUCUUAAUUUAACAAUUGGUCAAGUAAUGAUAUUCUGUCGGACUAAAGCAAAUGCAAAUGAACUAGCUGUACAAAUGAAUUCGGAGAACCAUGUAACCGGUUUGCUCACAUCACAAUUGGAUGUAGAACAACGUGCUGCAGUUAUUACACGGUUUCGUCAAGGAGGAUUUCGUGUUUUAGUUAGCACAAAUGUUACUGCUAGAGGUAUCGAUAUAGACGAUGUAUCGUUGGUUAUUAAUUAUGAAAUGCCAUUAGAUAUGAAAGGUCAGCCGGAUUUUGAAACGUAUUUGCAUCGAAUUGGAAGAUGUGGCCGAUUUGGAAGACUUGGUUAUACGUUCAACUUGAUUGGUAGCGCAAAAGAUUACAAUAUAAUGAAAUCGAUUGAACAAUACUUUAGUCAUCCAAUUGACGAAAUAACAAUUGAAGGUCUAAGUAAACUUGAACAAGAUGAAAAUGAACAUUGA